Glossina fuscipes is the source of this 680-nucleotide messenger RNA. It is a transcript of the gene Adi1, whose product is annotated as 1,2-dihydroxy-3-keto-5-methylthiopentene dioxygenase. The record is from RefSeq and is a predicted model, not a curated record. The coding region runs from base 48 to 608 and encodes 186 amino acids. Gene Ontology annotation, molecular function: acireductone dioxygenase [iron(II)-requiring] activity. The transcript is spliced from 4 exons. NCBI's taxonomy places the organism in Eukaryota, Metazoa, Arthropoda, Insecta, Diptera, Glossinidae.
GGGGUUGCGUUCUUAGCACUUUUUGGUAAACAUUAAUUUUGAAGAAUAUGGUUGAAGCUUGGUUCAUGGAUGGUGAAACGUCGGAUCAGCGUUUGCAGCAUCAUUGUAAUCCACCAGAAUAUAUUAAUAUGGACGAGUUGUUUAAGAAAACUGGUGUAGAAUAUUUUCAGAUCAAUGCCGACGAUUAUGAAAAUGAUAACGUUUUACAAGAACUACGUAAAAAGCGAAAUUAUUCUUAUGAAGACGAGAUAACAUGUUCCGAAAAAUGUUUACCCGAUUAUGCGAAUAAGUUAAUAUCUUUUUUUAUCGAACAUUUACACACAGACGAAGAAAUACGUUUAGUUCUGGAUGGUUCAGGAUACUUUGAUGUCAGAGAUGCCCAGGAAAAGUGGAUACGUGUCGCAGUUACAAAAGGUGAUUUAAUUAUUAUACCAGCUGGCAUAUAUCAUCGUUUUACUUUAGAUGUCAAUAACUACAUUAAAGCCAAACGUUAUUUUGUGGGAGAACCAGUUUGGUUACCAUACAAUCGCCCAGCUGAUAACAUGGAUUGUCGCAAGUUGUACUUGAAACACCAAGGGGAAGGUUUCCAGAAACUAAAUAAAGUUUAAGCAUGACAAUAAUUUUAUAUUAUAGUGUAUAAAGCUGUUUUGUAUAUUAUAGUAUAUUAAAUAUUACAUGUA